AUGGGUUCUAACGUCGAGAAUUCUCUCUACGAUUUCUAUCAUCACCCAAGCUCUUUCAUCGUUCCUCCAACUUCUCCCGAAGCCUUUGGUGUUAAAGUAAUUCCGCGUCAAUAUCCAUUAUCAUUUACACAUGAACGCGGCAUUAGUAGCACCGAAGAAGCCUCCGAGAGUCCUGAUAAACAAAAAAUUGUGCGCUUUAGAGAUAAGCUUGUUGAAGAGGACGAAACAGAAACGUUUUUUCAGUCAAUAUCUCCAGAAAGUGCGAGCAGCAGACCUAUACGCACACCAAGUGCACUCUUUAAUGAAUCUAUAUUAGCACAAACAACGCCUAAAAAGAGAACACCGUCUUCACGAGUCACGCCAAACACCUCUUUCUCCGCCACAUCAUCCUCUUCCUCUCUCUCAGAUAAUCCUUCGCCAAUCGGCUUGCGUAAUCUAACUACUCCAUCUUUCCUGAGAACUCCUCCUUCAAUGUACCACACUUCUUAUUCUCAACAAUCAUCAUCAUCAUCAUCAAUGAGAGACAACACAUUUGCUAAUUUGAAGCGUCCGUCACAACUUUCACUCUCGCGAUUUGAUGAAAAAAUUAAAUUGAAGGAAAAUCCUUCGAUAAUGACAAACUUUGACCCGGAUAAAGAUAAAAAACUUUAUGGUCAAGCCGUGGGUAUUUACAAGAGUUUCAGUAGAAAUAUCGAUGAUGAUAGUUAUAUCAUACAAUAA
This is a messenger RNA of Ambispora gerdemannii, 720 nucleotides long. The record is from the annotation of a GenBank genome assembly. Lineage: Eukaryota; Fungi; Glomeromycota; Glomeromycetes; Archaeosporales; Ambisporaceae.